UUCAAUAUGGCAGCCUCCAUGAAAAGGAUUCCUGAAAAGACUAAGUCAUCUAGAUUUUCAAUUUAUCGACUACAAAAAUUUAUUUUUGAUCCCAAUUAUGCGAUACCAGUUAUGUUGUUACUUCUGUUUGCAGAGCUAGUUGUAAAUUUAAUUGUUAUACAUAAAAUUAAAUAUACUGAGAUAGAUUGGAAAGCUUACAUGCAGGAAGUAGAAGGAGUUGUCAAUGGAACAUAUGAUUAUUUAAAGUUAAAAGGAGAUACUGGACCUUUAGUAUAUCCAGCUGGUUUUGUUUAUAUCUACACAGCCUUAUACUAUAUUACAGACCAUGGUACUAAUAUAAGACUAGCACAAUAUAUAUUUGCUUGUCUAUAUAUAUUAACACUUCUUAUAGUGUUUGAUAUUUAUAGAUAUGCUAGAAGAGUUCCACCAUAUGUUUUCUUCUUCAUGUGCUGUGCAUCAUAUAGAAUUCAUUCUAUCUUUAUUUUACGAUUAUUUAAUGAUCCAGUUGCCAUGAUAUUUAUGUAUUUAGCAAUAGAUCUGUUUCUAAGACAACACUGGACAAUAGGAUGUUUUAUGUACAGUUUGGGUGUAUCUAUCAAGAUGAAUCUGUUAUUGUUUUCACCAGCUGUAUUUAUCUUAUUAAUGGUAUCCCAGGGUACCCUAGGAACUAUUAAACACCUGAUAGUUUGUGCUUUACCCCAGGUUGCUUUAGCUAUACCAUUCUUGAAAGCUAACCCAAUAGGCUAUCUUCUUCGCUCAUUUGAUUUUGGUCGUCAAUUUUUCUAUAUAUGGACAGUUAACUGGCGUUUGGUACCAGAAGAAAUAUUUUUAAAUAGAAAUUUCCAGCUAGCUCUACUUGCUGGUCAUGUGUUGGUUCUAUUAAUAUUCAUCUUCUUUAGAUUUAGAAGGUUAUAUCCGGAUGUUUGUAAAGGUUUAUGGAUGAAGGCAAGUUGUAAAAGAUUGAAUGCUAACCAAAUCGUAUUGCCACUUUUUACGUCAAAUUUUAUUGGCAUGUGUUUUAGUCGCUCCCUUCAUUAUCAGUUUUAUAUCUGGUACUUUCAUGGUUUACAUUAUCUAUUAUGGACAACACCCAUACCCACCGUGUUAAAAGUUUUAAUUUUAGGAGUGAUUGAAUUAUCAUGGAAUACAUAUCCUUCCACCAUAAUGAGUAGUUCCUUAUUACAUGGUUGUCACGCUAUUUUAUUACUAGGCCUUUGGUUCAGUUCAUCAUUUGACGAGAAGGCAAAGGAAGAACCAAAGAAAGCAAAAUAGUUAACUUAUCAUUUUGCAAAACUUUUAUUGUUAUGAAAUAAAUGAGCUGUAAAUGUAGACCAUAUAGUUUGUAACUGUGUUACAGGUGUUACAUGUUUGUUGUCUUUGAAGUACUAGUCAUGUUUUCUUAUUGUCUGCUUCCUAUUGAAAUGGGAUUGUCCGUCUGUCAGACAUUUUGUAACACAAUCACUCUGCUUCUAAUUGAGGUAGACUUCUCAAACUUGGUUUAGGUGUUCAUUAGGUGAAUGUCUUAGUGAGUUUGAUGAUGAGCAUUUUCUGCUUAGGCUAAUCAAUUUGAUUUUAAUUGAAUAGCUUGACUAAGGUCGAUAAUGAUUUUUUUUAGCUUAGAUUAAGAAGUGUGAUAAGCAGUUUGAUGAUUGGUUAUUCCUUUAUAAAUAGAUAAAUGUGCAAGUGAUUAAUGAGUGUCGUCUAUAAACUAAUAUUUUCUGUUUAAGGCAGGACACUUUCUGUUGGUUUGUAGACUCUUUAUUAUUUUUUUUUCUUUAGUGACUUCGAAAAUUUGUGCAUUUGUUGUUUAUAAAUUAGUUUUUAGUGCUUUAAUUCUGUAAAACUUUAUGUGUGCCAUAAUAAUUGGAUUUUGAACAUACUAUUAUUUACAUUUGUUUUUAAGAGUGUAAUAUAAGACGUUUGUUUUUAAAUAUUUACUAUGAGAAGUAUAUUGGUAUUGAAAGUAAGGAGAAUGAUGAAUUUCAUGAUGCAUAUUAUAGUCUUCCAGAUAUUAAACCUUUCAAAACAUUUAAAUCUUGAUUUUAAUUGGAAAUUAAAUGAGAAAAGUUUCCUGUCACAUGAAGACAAAAUUUGACAUUUAGUAUUAACUGUAGGACUUGGCAAGUGACCCUCUAUUCACCCAAUCAUUUGUGACUACAUUAAGACUUUAACCAACAAAUUGCGAAUAACUUAAAGGGAAAUUUUGGAGGUAAAAAUAUGUCCGUUAACAUCAAAAUUGAAGAGAAUAUUUCAGUACAGAUUUCAUGUUAAGUCGAGUUUAACCCAAUGUUAAAAGAACUCCUAGAUCAAGAAUUUAUUUAAAUGUCAUAUAUUUCUCAACAAAUUUUCCAAUGAAAUCUAAUCAAAACUCAGCAUGGUCAGAAUUGCCUUAUUUAUGCCAUAGAAACAACUUUUAUAAUGCUCUGUCUUUUUCUUUAUCUAACUUUUACACAGAUUGAUAUAAGAUUUUGUUAUGAGAGUUAAAAUAGGCCAAAACAACACUAUUUUGAUCGAUUAAAAAAAUUCCAGAAUGAUUGGGGGCUGGUCAUUUACCCAACGUCCCCUGGACAAAAUAAAUUGCACGAAGUAAUAACAAAAUACUAGAUUCAAUAGCAAAAAAUUGUUUAUUGGACAUACUGUUUGUAUAUCAUAUAAUAUAUGUAUAUAGCACAGAAAUAAUUACAUAUAAAACAUCAACAUUAUCAGCCAAUUAAAAAAACAAAAAUAACAACAAAAUACAUCAAUAACAUAUACUGUCAUUACCAUUAAACAUGUUGACAGUUAAAAUAUAAUAAUAAACAUCAGUUACUUUGAUGUUGCUAAAUAAUAAACAGAUUGUCUUCUCAUUUCUUAUAUAGAUAUAUUCCUCUGUAAAUAAGUAUAAAAAAUCCCCUUAGAUUUUAUAAAACAAAAUCUCACUAUAAGCUUGAUUUUCACUGGUAUUAUAUCAUAAACUGAAAGAUGGUGAAAUAUUGGUCCUUUUUUAGUUUAAACAUUCUCUUUUCAAAAUAGUUAUGGAUAUUGGUAGAAACAAAAAUAAUAGGAAAUGAAGGAAAAUUAAAAUCUGUCAUAAGGUUUUUGUUUUCAAUCUACAAGUUCUUAAAGACAUAAUUCAAAAAUUAUACAAGACAUAAACAAUUAGUGCUUACAUUAUGACUACUAGUAGGAUAUAAGUACAGGAAAUAAAGACAUAGAAGGCAACAUAGAGAA
Messenger RNA from Patella vulgata (common limpet), 3210 nucleotides. Its product is annotated as dol-P-Man:Man(5)GlcNAc(2)-PP-Dol alpha-1,3-mannosyltransferase. The transcript is spliced from 9 exons. The coding region runs from base 7 to 1272 and encodes 421 amino acids. Gene Ontology annotation, molecular function: dol-P-Man:Man(5)GlcNAc(2)-PP-Dol alpha-1,3-mannosyltransferase activity. The record is from RefSeq and is a predicted model, not a curated record. Gene Ontology annotation, cellular component: endoplasmic reticulum. Lineage: Eukaryota; Metazoa; Mollusca; Gastropoda; Patellidae.